CCGGGAGCAGCUUCUGCGGCUGGGAAUCAAGUGCACUGGUCGUUCUCAUUAGUUUUCUCGCCUCCUCCCGCAGAUAUGACCGAGAACAUCCCACUAAAAUCGCAUUCCUAGAUGUCCCGUCCACGUUGGGUUAGUUUAUUUCACGUCUGAGGAUUAUAUUGUGGACUCCAAUGGCUUUUAAAGACUUCUGAGGGGGGAUUCCUAAAGCUCUUCCUGGACCUGGACAGAACUGUACCUACCUGUCAAUAUGUCCAGCUGGAGUGUGAUGGUCUGCACUCACAGGGCUUAUGGAAUAUAGCCUGUUCUGUCACCAUUUUUACGCACUCUCCGUCAGUCCCGUGAAGAAGAAACUCGGGCUCCUCUUCAUCAUGCUGCUCCUCUGGGUCUACAUGCUGUACUCCUGCGUGGGCUACUGUGCCAGUAUGCCACCAAGUUUAGUUGCGGACAAUAAUAAUAACCGAGCGAAGGAGACGGAUUUCCUCGGGAAAUAUGCUGAGGCAGAAAGUGGCCGGCCGGACCUGAUGAUGUCCAAGCUCCUGUCCAGACCGCAGAGCUCGUGGACGGACGUAGAGUCAGAUUAUGAUGAGCCUACGUUCCGGAGAGCUCCCAGAGAUUUCAGUAAAGAUGAAGUCGAUUUGGACCGAGAUGAGGAGUGGGACGACGGGCGGAGAGUUUACCCGCUGUCAAGUUUCUCCAACGGCUCGGGCAGUAAGAAGCUGCCUCAGGCGAUCAUCAUCGGCGUGAAAAAGGGCGGAACGCGCGCGCUGCUGGAGUUUCUGCGCGUGCAUCCAGAUAUUCGCGCGGUCGGUGCGGAGCCGCACUUCUUCGACCGUAACUAUGACAACGGACUGGACUGGUACAGGGACCUGAUGCCUAAAACCCUGGAGGGCCAGAUCACCAUGGAGAAAACACCAAGCUACCCAAGCUACUUCGAGGCUCCGGCCCGGAUCUACGCCAUGUCCCGCGACACCAAGCUGAUCGUGGUGGUCCGGGACCCCGUCACACGAGCCAUCUCUGACUACACGCAGACACUGUCCAAGAAGCCUGACAUUCCUACUUUUGAGAGCCUGACGUUCAAAAACAGGACUACAGGGUUGAUCGACACCUCGUGGAGCGCCAUUCAGAUCGGCAUCUACGCCAAACACCUGGACAACUGGCUGCAGUUCUUCCCCAUGAGCCAGAUCCUGUUCGUGAGCGGAGAGCGGCUGAUCAGUGACCCGGCCGGAGAGCUGGGCCGCGUGCAGGACUUUUUGGGGCUCAAGAGGAUCAUCACAGACAAACACUUCUACUUCAACCAGACCAAGGGCUUCCCUUGUCUCAAAAAGGCAGAGGGCAGCAGCAAGCCCCAUUGCCUGGGUAAAACCAAAGGGCGGAUCCAUCCAAACAUUGACCCUGAGGUCGUGCAGCGACUUAGAGACUUCUACAGACCUUUCAACAUGAAGUUCUACCAGAUGACUGGACAUAACUUUGGUUGGGAUUAACCGUGAAUGGAGGACUUGUUGUUUUCUUUCUUUUUCUGUGUAUUUGAAAUGGCAAAAAGACAUUGAGAUGAUUGC
Molecule: messenger RNA, 1556 nt
Organism: Sinocyclocheilus anshuiensis
Lineage: Eukaryota; Metazoa; Chordata; Actinopteri; Cypriniformes; Cyprinidae
Product: heparan sulfate glucosamine 3-O-sulfotransferase 3B1-like
Exons: 2
Coding region: 288-1481 (397 amino acids)
Molecular function (GO): [heparan sulfate]-glucosamine 3-sulfotransferase activity
Source: RefSeq, a predicted model, not a curated record